Molecule: messenger RNA, 1470 nt
Organism: Balearica regulorum gibbericeps (East African grey crowned-crane)
Lineage: Eukaryota; Metazoa; Chordata; Aves; Gruiformes; Gruidae
Source: RefSeq, a predicted model, not a curated record
AUGAGGAAGAUCCUCAUCGAUCACAGCAACUCGGUUUUACAGCCUGUUGUCAUGCAAAAGGCCGUCAGCAUCAGCAAAGCCAUAAAUACGCAAGAAGCCCCAGUGAAGGAGAAACAUGCUCGCCGGAUCAUCCUGGGGACGCACCACGAGAAGGGAGCCUUCACCUUCUGGUCCUACGCCAUCGGGCUGCCCCUGCCCAGCAGCGCCAUCCUCAGCUGGAAGUUCUGCCACGUCCUGCACAAGGUCCUGCGCGAUGGCCACCCCAACGUCCUCCAGGACUGCCAGAGGUACCGCAGCAACAUCCGAGAGACGGGGGAACUGUGGGGCCAUUUGCACGACAGGUACGGGCAGCUGGUGAGCAUCUACACGCGGCUCCUCCUCACCAAGAUCUCCUUCCACACCAAGCAUCCCGAGUUCCCCCCAGGCCUUGAAGUGUCAGACGAGGUGCUGGAAAAGACUGCGGGGACGGACGUGAACAACAUAUUCCAGCUGACGGUCGAGCUGUUCGACUACCUGGACUGUGAGCUGAAGCUGUCGGAGUCAGUUUUCAGGCAGCUCAACACCUCGAUGGCGGUCUCGCAGAUGUCGGCGGGGCAGUGCCCACAAACACGGUCCACCAGGACCGGCACCCACCUCUAGCACUACGUCGUCAAGUUAAUGUUCAAGCUGCACUCCUGUCUGCCGGCCGACACACUGCAGGGACACCGAGACCGUUUCCACGAGCAGUUUCGCAGCCUCAAAAACUUCUUUAAGAAAGCAUCCGACAUGCUGUAUUUCAAGCGGCUCAUCCAGAUCCCUCGGCUGCCAGAGAGCCCCCCGAACUUCUUGCGGGCAUCCGCGCUGGCCGAGCAUGUGAAGCCGGUGGUCGUCAUCCCUGAGGAAGCCCCUGAGGACGAGGAGCCGGAGAACCUCAUUGAGAUCAGCACAGCUUCCACCACGGAGCCGCAGAUCACCUCAGAUAUAUUUGAGCAAACCUUCGGGCCACCCAACGGCAUUCGGGAUGACAGGGAUGCGCAGAUCGAGAGCCUGAAGAAGGAGGUGGACAUGCUCCGUGCAGAGAUGGAGAAGAUUAAACUGGAGGCGCAGCGGUACAUCACGCAGCUCAAGGCGCAGGUGAACAGCCUGGAAGGUGAAGUGGAGGAGCAGCGCAAGCAGAAGCAGAAGGCGCUGGUGGACAACGAGCAGCUGCGGGAUGAGCUGGAGAGGCUGCAGAAGGCAAAGCAGGACAGCGACAGGUCCCAGCGGCUCUGCGCCGAAGCAGAAAAGAAAGCCAACGCCACCGAGAUCCGCUACACGAAGCUGAAGGAGAAGCACAGCGAGCUCAUCAACACGCACGCUGAGCUCCUGAGGAAGAACGCCGACACGGCCAAGCAGCUGACGGUCACGCAGCAGAGCCAGGAGGAGGUGGCACGCGUCAAGGAGCAGCUGGCGUUUCAGGUGGAGCAGGUCAAGCGGGAGGCUGAGAUGAAG